Arabidopsis arenosa is the source of this 1798-nucleotide messenger RNA. The record is from the annotation of a GenBank genome assembly. Lineage: Eukaryota; Viridiplantae; Streptophyta; Magnoliopsida; Brassicales; Brassicaceae.
GGGGAUUUCUUCUGCUCACCAUAACAAACAAUCAUUUUCUCACCAUAACGAAGAAGGAGAAACAGAGAAACGAGAAUGAGGUUCCUCGUCGGCUUCACUGUUUUACUUACCUCCGUCAUCGCUCUCUUAAUCUACGGCGCCACUUCACCGGCGAAUCUUACCGGCGACGAUUUCAAGUUCCCUGCCCCUUCUAUCAUCCGCGUCUUCUUCAACGGCGCCAGUUCACCGGCGAAUCUUACCGAUCGAACAUACUCGCUCCACUACGACUACUACUGUGAAUCUUGCCCCAGCGUUACCGCUCCUUCUAUCAUCCGCGUCCUCUUCUCCGAUGCUUCAUUGAGUGAAAAUAGAAACUUAGAAGUGUGUUUCCUUUUUUCUCUAUGCAUUUCAGGCUUUAAAGAGUAUGAAACACUCUCUACUGAGAACAAUGCAUCUCCAAACCUUUCCUUGAAAGGGUUUGAUGUUAUUGACGCCAUUAAGUCUGAGCGGGAGUAUGUUUCUCCUGGAGGCUGGUACUCGAGUAUAUCGUCUGGUGACUGUAAGAAAUUCAGUGCAGUGGCCUUCAAGCUUCCUGCACCACAGGCUACUCUCUCUCUCCUUCUUGCAAGUGCUGCUUCCAGAGUAUUCAGCGAGAGAGAAACCGUCAUUUUAUCCGGUGCUCACAGCUUAGGCAUUAAGCACUGCACUUUUUUUGAGAACAGCCUCUACAACUUCUCAGGAACCGGGAAGCCUGACACUGAGCUAGCGGAUGCUUGUCUAGGAGUUGUUUCCUGUUCCAGCCUUGUCCUGGGUGCUAGAGAAGCCGGCCUUCUGGGAUUCGCAGAUGAAACACUUGCUACUGAGAGCAAAUCAUCUCCAAACCUUUCCUUGAAAGGGUUUGAUGUUAUUGACGCCAUUAAGUCUGAGCGGGAGUAUGUUUCUCCUGGAGGUCUUUACUGUGCCGAGCCUCCUGUCUUUUUCGAGCCUCCUGUCUUUCGCAAGUUUCCUCGCUUCCCUGCUAGAGAAGCCGCCCUAGUGGCUGAUCCUCGAGCAUAUCCUCUGGUGACUGUAAGAAAAAACAUGUUGAUUGUUUCGGCUGUGUUAGCUGCAUCGGUUUGGGCUGUGUUAGCUGCAUCGGGAAUGCUGGGAGUAGGAUAUGUUUGGAUCAAAUUUCAGAGAUGGUUAAGCUCCUAUCGUAGAGAUAUGAAUGCUUUUUCCAAACAUUUGGAUGAAAAGAUAAAUGAGGCGGCGCUCAAACUUGAUGAAAUAGGCAGAGAUGCCGAACAGACAAGAAAUGUGGUUGCUGAUAUAAAUAGUCAGAUCAGGGAUUUGCGUGAAGAAAUGAGAGCUGGUUUUGCACAAGUGGCCGAUAGAGGUGAUCAACAGUUGAUUUUGGACAUUCUGUCUCAUAUCUCUUCACAAAUUGGUGUAGACGUCCAACAUUUGGCGGGUGGAGGCGGUGACGUCCAGCCUGUGGCGCAUGGAGGCGGUGACGUCCAGCCUGUGGCGCAUGGAGGCGGUGACGUCCAGCCUGUGGCGCAUGGAGGCGGUGACGUCCAGCCUGUGGCGCAUGGAGGCCGUAUCUUGACUAUUACCCAGGGAAUAAGAUCUGUCUUACCAAGAAUCUUCGGUCGUCAGCAUUAGCGACUUAUAUGUUACGCAAGUCCGUCCAGUUUGUUGUCGAAUGAAUUCUUGGACUUGUUUCUGGUCAUAUGAUUUGCUGAACGGUUGUUCAUAGUUGAGGAUUCUUCUAAGUUUGAGAUUGUCUGCAUUUUUUUUUGCAAAAUUGAGGUGAUUAGAGUAAAAUGUGUGGUGAAGG